Molecule: messenger RNA, 4884 nt
Organism: Podarcis raffonei (Aeolian wall lizard)
Lineage: Eukaryota; Metazoa; Chordata; Lepidosauria; Squamata; Lacertidae
Gene: ELP1
Product: elongator acetyltransferase complex subunit 1
Exons: 37
Coding region: 195-4184 (1329 amino acids)
Biological process (GO): tRNA wobble base 5-methoxycarbonylmethyl-2-thiouridinylation
Cellular component (GO): elongator holoenzyme complex; cytosol
Molecular function (GO): protein binding; tRNA binding
Source: RefSeq, a predicted model, not a curated record
UGAGCAUGCUCGACCCCUCGCUCUGCCCGCACAGUGGCUUGACUCUGGCAGGCGCGCUGCGUCUCCGGCGAAGUUGCACGCGGGCAGUUGGGAGCCGCUGGUUGUAAGGUGCAGUCCGUUACUUUGGGUUGGUCUUUAGGGCGAGAAGAGCAAUUCCUUUUUACCCCUUUUCAGUUGUAUGCACUGAAGACAGCAUGAGAAAUCUAAAAUUGCUGAGAACUUGGGAAUGCCAGCCAGUCCGGACUGUUGGAACUCCUCAAGGCUUCUGUCUCCAUGCAGACAAGGGGACAUUAUUAGUCAGUACAGAGUAUGGAAUUGUGGAGGUGGAUCCUGCCACACAAGAGGUCACAAAUGAAGUUUCUUUGCUAGCUGAGGGUUUUCUGCCAGAAGAUGGAAGCGGGUUCAUUGUGGGCAUUGAGGAUUUGCCUGAUCAGGAAUUUGUCUGUGUGGCUACUGCGACUGGAGAUGUCAUACUGUGCAAUCUGAACACCCUUCAGUUGGAGUGUGUCGGGAGUGUGGACAGCGGUCUAACUGUGAUGAGCUGGAGUCCUGACCAAGAGCUCGUUCUCCUUGCCACAGGUCAGCAGACUCUCAUCCUGAUGACGAGGGACUUUGAACCUAUUACAGAAAGUCAAAUCCACCAAGAUGACUUUGGAGAAGGAAAGUUUAUUACUGUUGGUUGGGGUAAAAAGGAAACCCAGUUUCAUGGAUCAGAAGGCAAGAAGGCAGCUCGCACCAAGCCAGUGGAAGUGCUGCCUGCUCUGCCAUGGGAUGACCGUAGACCUCGAAUCACCUGGAGAGGAGAUGGACAGUACUUUGCAGUGAGUGCUGUUUGCCCAGAGACAGGCGCUCGGAAAGUCAGGGUGUGGAGCAGAGAGCUUGUUCUGCAGACUACAAGUGAGCCCGUCCCAGGAUUAGAACAAGCACUGGCGUGGAAGCCCUCUGGAAGCUUAAUUGCAUCCACACAAGAUAAAGCCAACAAACAUGACGUUGUGUUCUUUGAAAAAAACGGACUUCUUCAUGGUGAAUUCACACUUCCCUUCCAGAAAGGCCAAGUCAAGGUAAAUGAGCUACUCUGGAAUUCGGACUCCAUGAUAUUGGCAGUAUGGUUGGAAGAACUGAAAACGGAAGAUACAACUCAACCAAAGACAUAUGUUCAGCUUUGGACAACGGGAAACUACCACUGGUACCUGAAGCAAAGCCUGCAUUUUGAUAGCUCGGAAGGCAGCCAGUCCAUUGUGUCCCUGGCAUGGGACCAAGAGAUGCCGUACAGACUCCACAUCCUCUGCCAGCAGUGGCUUUACCUCUGCUAUGACUGGCAGUGGAGUACAGACCGCAGCAGCGGCGAAGGGGCAAGCGACUUGGCUAGCGUGGCAGUCAUUGAUGGAGACAAGGUGCUCUUGACAUCCUUCCGUCACGCUGUGGCCCCUCCACCUCUUUGUACCUAUCAGCUCCAGCUCCCCUGUUCUGUCAAUCAAGUUGCCUUCCUUAUGGAACCUUCUAGAAGUGGGGAUCUUGCUGUCCUGGAUGCUAGCAACAGGAUUUCCAUUUAUAGAGCAGAUGGCCAGACAGACACAGACGCCACUGUUAAAACUGGUGCAGUUGGUGCAAAUAGAUGCAAAGUUGCACUCCCUCGGCUGGAAAAGACAUACAGAUUUGACCUUGGCGACAACAGAGACGGGAAAAAUCCACUGUGGCUUCGCCUUGUCACCUGGUUGCAAGAUGACCUGUUCCUGGCUGCUAGCCAGGGGUACCUCCCAGCUCACACCUCCAUUCACCAUCUGAAUCUGUCCUCGUCGGCAGGGGAGGGAAGCAUUGAUAUCUGCUCACCUGUGACUGUGGAUGGCGAUGUCAUCAGCCUGUGUUGCAACCCGAAGACCAAAGCUGUGGCUCUGCAACUUUCUGAUGGAAAAAUAAUGAAGUACCUCUGGGGAGCUGAAACACCAGUUGUCACCCCUUGGCUGAACAGCAGCGGUUCAGCUGUCCAGUUUCCCUCUCCAUGUAUGCAGACUGCACUGGCUGUAGUUGGUGAUGAAGAAACCAUCUUUGGUCUGACUGACAGAUGCCGCUUUUUUAUUAACGAAGUUGAGGUUGCUUCAAACGUCACGUCCUUUGCCAUCCACGAUGAGUUUCUGCUGUUGACAACGCAUGCUCAUACCUGCCAGUGCCUGUCGCUGAGGAACACAUCCCUGAAAGCUUUGCAGUCAGGUUUGGGCAACGCAUCUGUCCCCAAUAGUGAGACACUGCGCAAGGUUGAAAGAGGAUCCCGGAUAGUCACAAUUGUGCCGCAGGAUACAAAGCUCAUUUUGCAGAUGCCGAGAGGAAACUUGGAAACCGUUCAUCACCGUGCUCUUGUUUUGGCCCAAGUCCGCAAGUGGCUGGACUGCCUCCAGUUUAAAGAAGCCUUUGAAUGCAUGAGGAAGCUGCGAAUCAAUCUCAACCUCAUUUAUGACCACAAUCCAAAGGUUUUCCUGGAAAAUGUGGAAACAUUUAUAAAACAAAUUGAUUCAGUGAGUUUUAUCAACUUGUUCCUCACAGAGCUGAAAGAAGAAGACUACACAAAGACUAUGUACCCACCUCUAGAGUAUACCAAUGUCUGUGAGCUUCAUGAUUCUGAUGGGGAAAAGGUUAACCUCAUCUGUGAUGCAAUGAGAACAGCCAUGGAGAACAUCAGUACUACCAAAUACUGUUUGUCCAUACUGACCUCUCAUGUGAAAAAGAGCCCCCCAGAACUGGAAACAGCUCUGCAGAGAAUUCGUAAGCUUCGAGAGCAAACUUCAAUAACUGCUGGAUCUGUGAGCGCCGAAGAAGCUCUCAAAUACCUGCUGUACUUGGUAGAUGUCAAUGAGUUGUAUGAUCAUUCUCUGGGGACAUACGAUUUCGAUUUAGUCAUCAUGGUUGCUGAGAAGUCUCAGAAGGAUCCUAAGGAAUAUCUCCCAUUCUUAAACAAACUUAAGAAAAUGGAAAACAAUUACCAGAGAUACUCUAUAGAUAAAUAUUUGAAGAGGUAUUCAAAGGCUCUUCACCAUCUCAGCAAAUGUGGGCCAGAGCAUUUUUCAGAGUUCCUGAACUUGGUGGUGGAUCAGAACUUAUUUAAUGAAGCCUUGAAGCUAUACUUGCCAGACACCCAGGAGUACAAGACUGUUAGCUAUGCUUAUGGAGAACACUUGAUCCAGAAGCAUCUCCCUGAGCAAGCGGGGCUAAUCUUCUUCCGCUGCGAUGCAUUUGAGAGAGCGCUGGAUGCCUUUUUGAUCAGCGGUAAUUGGCAGCUGGCCCUGACGGCAGCCGGCGAGCUUUGCUACACCGAAGACAAGCUGGCCAACCUGGCGAGGAGCAUGGCAGGGAAAUUUGUUGAAAAAAGAAAGUAUGCAGAUGCAGCAAUACUCCUGGAACAAUAUGCCAAGGAUUACGAAGAGGCCAUCCUUCUUCUCCUGGAAGGGACCACUUGGGAUGAAGCCCUAAGAUUGAUUUACAAAUAUAACAGGACUGACAUUCUGGAGACCAACUUCAGACCAUCUCUGCUGGAAGUUCAGAAAACUCAUUUGGCGUUCCUGGAGACUCAGAAAGCAGCAUUUUCUUGCCAUCAGAAGCGCCUUUCUGUGGUCAGAGAGCUGAAGCAGCAAGCCCGGAAUGAAAUGCUGGAUCUCGAAUUGCCAAACUGCCCAGAAUCGGAUCUCUUUUCUGAUGCCAGCAGCAUGGUGACAGCUAGCGACGCCAGUUCCAAAUAUACUCACAGUAACUCGAGAAUAUCUGCACGCUCGUCAAAGAACCGUCGCAAGGCAGAGCGUAAGAAACACAGUCUCAAGGAAGGGAGCCCCUUAGAGGAUGUUGCACUCCUGGAAGUUUUAGGGGAAAUAGUCCGGAGUGUUGACAAUCUAAAAGGUGAGAUACACAGCCUUUUAAAACAUCUCGUCCUCUUUGGCUAUGACGGGCAAGCCCAGGAGUUGCAGCAAGCCUUUGAGGAGACCCUUCGCUUGGUGGAGCAAUCCCUCCUUGAAAUCUGGACACCAGAUCUGCAGCAGAUCCCAGCCAACUCGAUCCUGGGUCCCAAUUCAACUGCCAAUAGCAUAAGCGCGGCCUACAAUCAGCAAAAGACAAUGGCUCCAGCAUCACAAGAUCCUGAAUUCUUUAUACCUCCCAAACUCAACAAAAGCAUCCAGUGGAAACUGAACCUUCUCCAAUAAUCUAGACCCUGAAGCUGUUAGAUGGACUGAGCGCCUGUAUUUCUGUGUCUUCAGAUUCUGAAAUAUGUGCCUUCUCCAGAUCUUGCAGCUGAUCAUGUAUCCUGAAGUGAUAAGGGAUUGGCAGGCCAAAGUCAGUGCUCACCAACCUUGUUACAUAGCUCUGAAUUAUGGCCUGCCUUCCUUCCUCUUUUCUCCUGCUGCUGAGCUCAGAUGGAUUACCUGGACAACCAAACACAAAAGCCUCUGCAAAACAAGCAGGCAACAUCUGUUUAUUUAAAAUUGUUGCCUCAAAACAACAUUUUUUUUGCUCUUUGGUCCCUUUUUUGGCAGUGGAUAUCACAAAACGAUAUUUUAAAACUUGAAAGCAGAACUGCGCCUUAGUUGCAUUGUGGUUUUCUAGGCUGAAUGGCGACUUCUCUGUGUCUUUUAAGGACACCCAACUCAGACUCAAAUACGGACAUCAGUUACCCUGCAUAGCAAAAGUGAAGCACCCACUGAACCAGAUGCGCUUUGUAAUUCCCCUCAAGAGCACAUCACUCCUGGUACAACCACACCACAGCUGUAUCAAUUGAGUAUCUGAUGGUGGAUUUUCAUACACUAACCUUGAAAUACCAUGUUUUGACAAAAUAUUUAUAGGAGCUGCCCCUUUUUCUCAAAAUCAAGGAGAAAGAGGGGCUAAUAAAGUUUCGUUGUCACCUUU